CUUUGAAUUCUUGUCGCCAGAGACUGACUGUCAGUCUAGGCGUCUCCCUCUUUCUCUCCCUACCGCCAUCUAGUCCAGGCCUAGAUCCAUCCUCUCCUCAUAACCCCCUCCGAGACCUUGUCUCACUAGGUCCACCACCACGUCGGCUCCCUACAGCCUGUCCUGUCUUCUUUCUCCCUCUUGAGCCUGUCGGGUGGCUUUUCGUUUCGAGUCCCUAGGCCCCAGACACGAUCCCGUGGAGUCUCUUUGCUUCCGCCACCUACAGCCUUCUCGGAGCACACACGACCACUUACCGACGAGUGCCUGGCCUGGGCCUCAGCUCAGCUCCCACUACCGCCGCUACUACUCCCCACUGCUACGCUACGCUACUCUACCGACUCCAUCUCAGCUUCAUGCCUCGCACAAGCUCUUGACCAGUCUGUCCUUGUCUUCUUCCGACCGCUAUAGGCGCCUCGUCCGCUCCAACCACGUUCUCUACCGACCUUGACUCUCGCUCAUUUCGUCCCCCACACGCUCCUUCGCUUCGCCUCCAUCCAACCGCACCGCACCGCUGCUUCACCCAGCCUUGACCACAUAUUCCCAUCGCGACAUCGACAGCUAUUCACCCUGGACGACUCAACGAUCACCGCGGCCACGGCCACCAUCCCCGACCUCACCCCUCCCCCUCCCGACGCUCCCGUCAUCGCCGUCGACACCAUGGAGACCGAGGUUCCUCCCCCACACGAAGUCCCCGACGACACUCUAGGCGGUAUCGAGGGCUCUCCGCAUGUCGCCUCCAGCAGUAACGGCUUCCGUCAUCAACAGAGCACAUCCCUUGACCAGGGCCUCGCCAAUAGUCCCAAACCAGAGGAGGAUCCUUCGGCCAGAUACACCCCUCCUGUUCAACCGGCGCCUCCAAUCUCCCGACCAGCUAGCGGCCUAUCCAACCCCGCACACCAGGCCUACAAUGACUAUCGGCAAGGCGCAGGCGAACCUUCAUCCAACGGCCGUAACCAUGUCGUGAUCAAGGUUGGCAUGGUGGGCGAUGCCCAGAUCGGCAAGACGUCGCUCAUGGUCAAGUACGUCGAGGGCAGCUGGGACGAGGAUUACAUUCAGACUCUGGGCGUCAACUUUAUGGAAAAGACGAUUUCCAUCCGCAAUACAGAAAUCACCUUUUCCAUCUGGGACUUGGGCGGUCAAAGAGAAUUCGUCAACAUGCUGCCGCUAGUGUGCAACGACGCCGUCGCCAUACUCUUCAUGUUUGACCUCACACGCAAGAGCACCUUGAAUAGCAUCAAGGAGUGGUAUCGCCAGGGACGGGGUUUCAACAAGACGGCCAUUCCUAUCCUUGUGGGUACCAAGUACGAUCAUUUCGUCAACUUUCCCCCUCAAGAUCAAGAAGAGAUCUCAAAUCAGAUCUUCAAGAUCGUACUAUCCAAGGCAUUCGACCUCAAGUGCACAAUCCCCGAAAUCGAAAACGUCGGCGAGCCCCUAUUGUUAUAUCAGUCUGUGUGA
Fusarium vanettenii 77-13-4 is the source of this 1494-nucleotide messenger RNA. RefSeq lists its product as uncharacterized. The record is from RefSeq and is a predicted model, not a curated record. The coding region runs from base 697 to 1494 and encodes 265 amino acids. Gene Ontology annotation, biological process: regulation of exit from mitosis. Gene Ontology annotation, cellular component: spindle pole body. Gene Ontology annotation, molecular function: GTPase activity; GTP binding. The transcript has 2 exons. NCBI's taxonomy places the organism in Eukaryota, Fungi, Ascomycota, Sordariomycetes, Hypocreales, Nectriaceae.